AUGAUAAAAAUAAAAUCAUCCAAAUGUAUAACGAAAGCAAAUAAAUGUGGUAAAGGAAAAAAGAGGAGAUUGGAAAUAAACCAAAUAUGUAAUGAGAGCGAAAAAAAAACUGAAGAUAUGGGGAAGAAUAGGUCAACUAAGAAUGGAGAGGAGAGAGAGAAAAAAUCACCGAAUGAAAGAAGUGCAUAUAGUGAAAGGGAAAAUACUAUUAUAGAAAAUUCUGAACUUGCAGGAAAAAUGAAGGCUUCAAAAAUUACCAAACACCAUAAAAGAAAUGAAUCUGUACACUUUUCCAAAAAGAAAGAGAAAAUUUCGUUACAUCAAAAAUUCAGGCAUGAAGAUAAAAAAAAUGUCAACAAAAAAAAAGGAAAUCAAAUAAGUAACGCCUUCCGGAAAAUUGGAAAAUCCUUAGAACAGACACAAGGAAGAACUAUAAGAAGUAAAAAGAACUCCACUUAUGAAAGAAAAAACAAAAACGAAAAUAAAAUUAUAGUUAAUAAUGAAAGAGAAGAAAAUGUAAUGAAUGUAACUAACAACGAUGACAUGAAGAACAGUGGUAACAGCGAAAUGAGUGACAUCAACGGCAGCGAAAUAAAUGAUAGCAACAGCAACGAAAUAAAUGACAUUAACAGUAGCGAAAUAAAUGACAUUAACAGUAGCGAAAUAAAUGACAUUAACAGUAGCGAAAUAAAUGACAUUAACAGUAGCGAAAUAAAUGACAUUAACAGUAGCGAAAUAAAUGACAUUAACAGUAGCGAAAUAAAUGACAUUAACAGUAGCGAAAUAAAUGACAUUAACAGUAGCGAAAUAAAUGACAUUAACAGUAGCGAAAUAAAUGACAUUAACAGUAGCGAAAUAAAUGACAUUAACAGUAGCGAAAUAAAUGACAUUAACAGCAGCGAAAUAAAUGACAUUAACAGUAGCGAAAUAAAUGACAUUAACAGCAGCGAAAUAAAUGACAUUAACAGUAGCGAAAUAAAUGACAUUAACAGUAGCGAAAUAAAUGACAUUAACAGCAGCGAAAUAAAUGACAGCAACAGUGAAAUCUGUAAAAAUUGUGAACCUACCGAGUUGGAAAACACUUAUGAAAGCGACAGUGAGCUGCUCGAGCAAAGCAGUACUUGUAAUAGUAGUUUAACAGUUGUAAGUGUAAACACUGAAGAAGAUAACAACAUCAAUAGUACAUUCAUUGGAAUGUUAGAACGAGUUCAUUAUGGGGAAAUUUUGUGUUUAAGUGAAAAUAACAAUUUGAUGAGUAAUCCUAACAUAAUGGAAACGUUCGAGAUACAUAAAGUUUUUGAUGAUAAUAAUGAUAAUGAUGGGGAUAAAUUAAAUUGCAUGCACCUGAACAGCAAAUUGGAGGAGUCAAAUAUUGAUGAUAAUAAAUCUGGAGAAGAUUGCUUAAUAAAUAAUGAACAAAAUAUAUAUGAGAAUUCAAAUAAAUCCAAACAGGAUAAGGAACACAGUAAAGAAUAUGAAGUAAAAAAAAGGAUCAUACAAAAUGAAAUAUCAAGAAAAAUAUUAUUGUUUCUUCCCUUCUAUAAAAAACGUAUAUUUAUAGAUGCAAUUACAGAGUAUUUUGAAAAGGAAGGAUCAAAAAAUAGAGAAUGUAGAGAUGAUUUGAAGACACAAUGUUAUGACAUUAUUAAGGAAAUACAUAGUUCUAAAACAUCCGAUGGUACACCUUUUAACAACAAUAAUAGAAAUAACGAACUAUUAAAUAAAUAUUUUUGUGAAAAAUUAAAUAAUAAUAAAUAUGAUAUAAAAUUAGAAAUGGAUUACUACGAAUUUGAAUUUUUCUGUAUUUUUUUUUUAACUUAUUUUCGGUUUUUAUUAUAUUUAUCAGGAUUUAUAAAUUCUUCUUUCCUUUACCAUUCUAAUGAAAUACAUUUUAAUUUAUUCGUUCUGAACAGAUAUCAUUACUUUGUUGACCAUUUUUACUUAAACGAUGAUACCUCUCCAUUUACCCAUGAAGAAGCAAAAGAUAUUAUAUGUACAUACAAAAAGUGUAUCAUAUGUGUCUUAGAUUAUCUGGACGCUUUUUACCCUUUCUUACUGCUUAUAUACAACGUUAUUACUUAUGUUCAUAGAAGAUCAAAAAGGAUUACCCAAUAUUUAGAGAGAAAUGAAAUUCUCACUGUAAAAAACAAUAAUCCUGAUAAGAGAUGCUCAGAUGGGAAUUUUUAUCAACCGAACAGCUGUAUACAGAACACGCCACAUAGGGACAAAUAUCCCAUCCAUAUGACUACACAAAUUAUUAACAAAUUCGAUAUAAUCAAAAAAAUAAAUAAAAUUAAAAGGAAGUUCUUUAAACGUAACUACAACAAAUUCAUGUUAAUGAUUACGGAAAAGCUAAGUAACUAUUGGGUUAAUAACUACGCGUAUGAUGAACUGAACGAUGUACAAAUAACAGUCCUAGAUUAUUAUAUAGAAAAAAUGAUUCUAAACAUAAAAAAUAAUAUGUUUAUAAAGUAUAUCAUUUGCUCAAUUGUUCUAAAAUUAAAUUCAAUUUUGUCAAAAUUAGAAAAAAAAUCCUAUUCAAAGGAAGAAGAACAAAUUUGUACAAUAAACAUUUUAACUAUUUCAACACUAUUAAAAUAUGAAUCUUUAAAAAAAAUGAAAAAAAAAGAUAAAUGGUUACUCUUACUUAAACACAAUUAUUUUUACAUUGAAAAAAGCUACUACUUCUUUAAAGAAUUGCACGAAAAGAAAAUUAUUUAUUAUCAAAUACAAAAUUUAUUUAGGUCCAUUCUAAAAUUUAAAAUAAAUAUAGUUCAUAACCCAUUUAUUCAGUAUUUCUAUAUUACAGAUUUUAAGAAUAAAAACAUGGAUAUGAUUUAUGAUUACAUCUAUCGCAUAAAUAGUAAUCAUCAAAAGGAUACUAUAAUAACCUUGUUUAUUUAUAAAAGAUUAAUUUACAAACUUCAUUUUAAUGUCACAUACUAUGGGUUACUGUAUUCGAUUUACAACUCUUUAAAAUUCCUGUUUUUAGAAAAAUCGUAUAUUUAUUUAAUAAAGAACAAUAAUAUAAUGAAAAACAAAUUUAUGUAUUUAUUUAAUACUACUAUUAAAUCUUUAAAUUUUGAAAUAUAUAAAAACGUCGUUAUUCCAACAAAAAACAUAGUUAAAAACUAUUUUUUCAAUUUAGAAAAUACAGUUAUAAAAAAUAUAUUAUUACAUUCAACAAAAAAAUUGACACAAAUGAGAUUUAGAGGGCAUACAUGUACAUAUGUGGAUUUUUCUUGUCAUUAUGAAAAACAACUUAGUGAAGAGUUAUUCAGAUUUCUGCAAAAUGAUAGGACACACAAAGUAGAUAAGUAUUAUUUGGUAAAAGAAAUGGAACAAAUUAUAAAACAAAUAAAAAACAAAUUGUGA
Messenger RNA from Plasmodium malariae, 3375 nucleotides. RefSeq names its product conserved Plasmodium protein, unknown function. Lineage: Eukaryota; Apicomplexa; Aconoidasida; Haemosporida; Plasmodiidae. The transcript has a single exon. The record is from RefSeq and is a predicted model, not a curated record. Bases 1 to 3375 code for a protein of 1124 amino acids.